GAGAAAUGUUGCUAGGUGCAGUUUUAGGGAAACAAAUAUGUUUGCAUGACAAGACAUCUCGCAGAGCAUAAUUGUUCUGCAGGUUUUCUUGCAAACAUCAGUAUUGCUAUGAAGAAAUCCGUUUAAAACUAUACACAGUAUGGCGGAAUCUAUUCUAAAAUCUCUUAAAGAUCUGCAGAGUUACAACAAUGACGAAACCAGAGACCUUCUCAAAAAUCUUUGCAUGUUGUAUUUCCAAAACAAAGAUGACGGGAGUCGCCGUGAGCUGGCAGACCUGCUGGUCAGGGAAGGAGGGGCAGAAUUGCUUGUUAAAAUAUUCAUUACACUUUCCGACAUCGGCUUCUUCACUUCUAAUUCUGUGUGGUUUCCUGCUUACUAUACAUUUAACUCAAUAUGGAACUACAGUGACGCAAGUCUGCUGUUUGGAGAGGAGCUAGGUAAACUAGGACUUAUUAAAUACUUGGUGGCAGUCCUUGAUCAUGAGCCCUACAAGAGUAAACAAGAAGAAAAGAAUGUGAAGUAUCUUCUGAAGGCUUCCCUCUGUACUCUACACAAUCUUGCCAAGGUUCCUGAGAAUAGGCCUCUUCUCCGACAGGACAGAGGGGUUGGGAAAAUCGCCUAUUACACUAGAGUGGAGGACGGACUGCUCAAAGUGGUGUCUAUCAUGCUACUGGGUUACAUCAUUGAUGAGGAUGAAUCAGAUGUGCUCAUGGAUGAAUCAGGUGCUGUGGAAAUCAUGGUAAAAAUACUCCAGGGGGCUUUAGAUUCCAAAGACCAACGGUGUUGUGGAUACAGAGCUUCUGAAAUUGCGGAAGGUUUGUCCCUCAUUGCAACUUGUGAGAAGAAUAAGGAAAAGAUAUUCAGAUCUGGAGCUCUUCCAGUGUUAAUGGAGAUGAUGGAAAGCAAAAACAGUCACGACAAGUUAUUUGCAGCCAAAGUUGUUUGGCAGCUUGCCUUUGAUGCAUCAAUACGAGAUGAAAUGAGAGAAAGUGAAUGAGAGUCUUAUGAACCUGCUGGAGAGCCUCUCUAAAGA
This is a messenger RNA of Lepisosteus oculatus (spotted gar), 1033 nucleotides long. The record is from RefSeq and is a predicted model, not a curated record. Lineage: Eukaryota; Metazoa; Chordata; Actinopteri; Semionotiformes; Lepisosteidae.